AUAUGAUUGGACGCUGCAUGCUUGUCAGGAAGAAAGAGCUGCUGUGUUGAGGCCGAAAACUCAGACACAAGCAGGACCCUUGGACGAUCCUGGAGUAUCUCCGUGGAAGGAAUAUACUCUACUGGACACUGGGAAGGCAUUUUAACUAACCGAGCUUCCGCGGAGCACUGCCCGAGUCUCCCUACUCCUGCUGUCGAGGCCGCCGCGCUUCUGUGUCUCCCCUCCGACUGUGUGUCGUUGGCAGCAGGUCACAGUAAUCCGUACCCACUGCGAGUAAUGAGAUUGAGAGGAGCCUGACCUGUCUGAGAUUUAAGUCUCUAUCUAGCCCGGAGGAAACAUCUCAGCUGUUGCUGCUGGUAGCUGCGGCUAACAGCUGAGGCUGCCGGACCGGAUACACAUCCCGAUAAAGCUCCACUACAUGGAGCAAGUCAGCUGCGGACCACCUUCUCAUUUUGCGCAGGGAGAACUGUUAUGACUGAUCUAUAGCAGCAGCUUUUUAAGCAGCAUCGUGGGCUGUUCAUGAAUAUAUAUUUGACUAAGGAACCCUCAAAGCAGCAGUUUGAAGCCGCAGUGCCAUGAAUCAGCCUGGACAACAGCUGUUACCCACAUAGAGGUCACUUUACCUCUCUUUCCAUUUAUUCAGUCCAGAGGAUGCUGGGAAUGUGUCGUGGACGCAGGAAGUUCCUGGCGGCCUCUCUUGCUUUGCUCUUCAUCCCAGCACUCACCUGGUUUUACCUGUCAGUCGGGAGCUUUCAAGUGAAGCCCCUCCCCCUGUCUCCAUUGGAAGUUCAAUCAUCAACGCCACUGGGCAGAGCUAGCGAGAGGCAGGCCUUAGAGCUGCGAGUCCGGGCAGUGGAGGAAGAGAACCGGGCACUGCGCCGUGAGCUUAGCCGGCCACCCAGGAGCCUGUCUGCACACCUUCCAAGCGCCGGUCACCGUGGCAACCAAAGCCGAACCCAUUCAGAGGAAGGCACAGGUGACAAUGAGGGCCAGAAAGCUGCUUCAGUGGGAAACAGCUCAGAAUGUGUGCAGCUACCAGUGGUGGAUAAGUGUGAGACCAUCCACGUGGCGAUCGUUUGUGCAGGUUACAACGCCAGUCGAGACGUGGUGACACUGGUUAAAUCUGUCCUUUUCCACAGGCGAAAUCCACUACAUUUCCAUUUCAUCACAGACUCCAUUGCUCAGCAGAUCCUGUCCUCUUUGUUCCAUACCUGGAUGGUCCCUGCUGUCAAGGUCGACUUCUACGAUGCAGAUGAGUUGAAGUCUGAGGUGUCGUGGAUCCCGAACAAACAUUACUCUGGAAUCUAUGGCCUGAUGAAGCUGGUGCUCACUAAGACGCUGCCGUCCGACCUGCAGAGAGUCAUUGUCCUGGACACAGACAUCACAUUUGCAACUGACAUUGCUGAACUCUGGGCGGUCUUCCACAAGUUCAAAGGUCAGCAGGUUCUUGGUCUGGUGGAGAACCAGAGUGACUGGUACCUGGGGAACCUUUGGAAGAACCAUCGACCCUGGCCGGCUCUGAGUAGAGGCUUCAACACUGGGGUGAUUUUGCUUCUCCUGGAUCGUCUGCGAAAGCUGAGAUGGGAGCAGAUGUGGAGGCUAACUGCAGAGAGAGAACUAAUGAGCAUGCUGUCCACCUCCCUGGCAGACCAGGACAUCUUCAACGCUGUGAUCAAACAGAACCCUUUCCUGGUUCACCAGCUGCCCUGCUUCUGGAAUGUCCAGCUGUCCGACCACACCCGCUCUGAGAAGUGCUACAAAGACGUGUCAGACCUCAAGGUGAUCCACUGGAAUUCUCCCAAAAAGCUGCGAGUUAAGAACAAGCAUGUGGAGUUUUUUCGGAAUCUCUAUCUUACCUUUCUGGAGUACGAUGGCAACCUGCUGCGACGAGAGCUGUUUGGAUGUCCCAGCGAGGCUGACCACAACAGUGAGAACCUUCAGAAGACUCUUUCAGAGCUGGAUGAAGAUGAUCCUUGCUACGAGUUUCGUCGAGAACGAUUCACCGUCCACAGAACGCACCUCUACUUCCUCCACUAUGAGUAUGAGCCCAGCUCUGACAAUACUGACGUCACUCUAGUAGCCCAGCUCUCUAUGGACAGGCUCCAGAUGUUGGAGGCUAUAUGUAAACACUGGGAAGGUCCAGUCAGCCUGGCCCUGUAUCUGUCCGACGCUGAGGCCCAGCAGUUUUUGCGCUAUGCUCAGGGCUCCGAGGUGUUGAUGAGCCGCGGGAACGUCGGUUACCACAUCGUCUACAAAGAGGGACAGUUCUACCCAGUCAACCUGCUGCGUAAUGUGGCCAUGCGGCAGGUCAACACACCUUACAUGUUCCUGUCAGACAUCGACUUCCUGCCAAUGUACGGCCUGUAUGAGUACCUCAGGAAGUCAGUGGUGCAGCUGGACAUGGCCAAUGCCAAGAAAGCUUUGGUGGUUCCAGCCUUUGAGACGCUGCGAUAUCGUCUUUCGUACCCAAAGUCCAAGGCCGAGCUGCUCUCCCAGCUGGACAUGGGCACACUCUUCACCUUCAGGUACCAUGUGUGGACUAAAGGCCAUGCACCAACUAACUUUGCCAAAUGGCGGACAGCAACUACACCCUACCAGGUGCAGUGGGAACCUGACUUCGAGCCCUACGUCAUGGUAAGGAGGGACAGUCCUGAGUAUGACCGCAGGUUUGUGGGCUUUGGCUGGAACAAGGUGGCUCACAUCAUGGAGCUGGAUGCACAGGAGUAUGAGUUUGUGGUUCUGCCCAACGCUUACAUGAUCCACAUGCCUCAUGCGCCCAGCUUCGACAUCACCAAGUUCCGCUCCAACAAGCAGUACCGGGUCUGCCUCAAAACCCUGAAAGAGGAGUUCCAGCAGAACAUGUCGCGGCGCUACGGCUUUGCCGCCCUAAAAUACAUGACGGCUGAGAACAUCAGCUAGCCACAACUGCAGAUCCUCACACCCCCGGCCCUAAACUACUGACACACUGCAUGGGCUGGGCUGGGCUAGGGUGGGGGGGUUGCACAGGAAAUGGACAGCCCAUGUGAGGCCAUCAGGAUACUUUGAGACGAGAGUCCCUCUGACUUUAUUAGAACGUUUGCCCCUUUUCUGUGUGGGACUGCAAGGGUCUUUAUGUCCAUUUUUUGUCCUCUGCUGUGGACAACAUAAGUGAGUGCUAGGGACAGGCCCCGAAUGUGUGGGCCCUAAGCCCUGAUAUCUGACAGACAGCAGGCAAGGAAAGCAGACAUGCAAUGCCUUGCCAUAUUUUUAAAGCCAGUGACAGAGUUGUGGGCUGCGUGUAACAUUAUGGAUGUAUGAAUGGGUGUGAGUGUGUGUACAUGCAGGUGGAUGAAAAGUGUGAUUGUGCGUUUGUUUCUCUAGGACAGUGCUUAGAAAAAAAGGUUAGGGAGAGCUUCAGAUGUAAAGCAUUGUGGGCCUAUAUUUUGUUUGCACGCCUUCCAAGCUGACAACAAGUGGCAGCAGUCUGAAUGACAGCACGCCCCGACUCAAAUGUGAAUAGUGUGACCAGGCAGCAGGAUAAAGCUGUAAACAUGUCAACACAGAUUUUUAAAAUCUAAUUGGGACGAGUGGCACACACUUAGAUAUUGAAGCAUCCUUUUUGUAUGACAAGGGAAGUGCAAAGAUGACUGGAGGUUGUCCAUGCGGUUGAUAUUUAGGGUAUCUUCACAUCAGCCUUAGCGUGCUGCUAGAGAUUGUUUUGUUAAAACUACAGAAUCUGACAGCAGCUGGUGCAGUGGAAGUCCCACACAGAGCAGCACAAGGCAAAACACUCAAUCACUGAGCUCACUGUUUACUAUUCUUUCUAACAAUCACCAUUAUUUACCAUGGUGUUUACAGUCCUGACGGGUGGAGCGAGAAGGGUUAGUUUCUCCUCCAUCAGGAGGAUCUGAAGAGGACAGGAAAGAGAGUUUAAACUCUGAAACUCAACCGCUCGUUCUAGCUAUUUCCUUCUUACUCUGGCCUCUAGUUUGACAACAGUAGAGUGGCGUGUAAUAACCCUGGAGUGGUGGGUGUUCUCUUAUUUGUGUUCUUACACACCAUCAGGCUGGGUGUGGUUAUCCUGAUAUGGUGUUAAUAUGUUCAGCUGUUACAACUGCUGUAGCAUCUCUGACAGACCGGUCAUUAUCAAAUUAGAACCCAGGGUGAUGAAGGUGGUAAUUUGUUAUUACCUAUUACACAGUUUAUUAA
Etheostoma cragini (Arkansas darter) is the source of this 4188-nucleotide messenger RNA. RefSeq names its product LARGE xylosyl- and glucuronyltransferase 1 (gene large1). The transcript has 15 exons. Gene Ontology annotation, molecular function: xylosyltransferase activity; glucuronosyltransferase activity. NCBI's taxonomy places the organism in Eukaryota, Metazoa, Chordata, Actinopteri, Perciformes, Percidae. The record is from RefSeq and is a predicted model, not a curated record. Bases 652 to 2919 code for a protein of 755 amino acids. Gene Ontology annotation, biological process: protein O-linked glycosylation via mannose.